AUGUUUGCUCGCAUCUUCGCUCUUGCUUCCCUCGUCGCCUUCGCUCUUGCCGAUCAGUGCGACACCGGCAACAUCCAGUGCUGCGGGAGUUCCACUUCCGUCCAGAACUACAACUCUGCGGCCGAGAUUCUGGGUCUCAUCCCCAUUGUUGCUGAGGUUGCCGGCGACGUCGGCCUCAACUGCAGCCCUAUCAGCGUUGUGGGUACCGGUGCUGGCUGCGAGGCUAACCAGGAGCCUCUGUGCUGCAGCAACAACCAAUACAACGGCCUUGUUAACAUUGGCUGCACGCCCAUCAACCUCAACCUCUAG
This is a messenger RNA of Suillus clintonianus, 309 nucleotides long. Its product is annotated as hydrophobin. Gene Ontology annotation, molecular function: structural constituent of cell wall. Gene Ontology annotation, cellular component: fungal-type cell wall. The transcript is spliced from 3 exons. The coding region runs from base 1 to 309 and encodes 102 amino acids. NCBI's taxonomy places the organism in Eukaryota, Fungi, Basidiomycota, Agaricomycetes, Boletales, Suillaceae. The record is from RefSeq and is a predicted model, not a curated record.